Molecule: messenger RNA, 1704 nt
Organism: Closterium sp. NIES-65
Lineage: Eukaryota; Viridiplantae; Streptophyta; Zygnematophyceae; Desmidiales; Closteriaceae
Source: the annotation of a GenBank genome assembly
AUGGCGCGCAUUCGGAGGGAGUUUGAGCUCAAGGAGCAGAUAGGCGCGCUCGUGCAGUGCUGUGUGAGUGGGUGGGGGGUUGGGAGUGUGGGAGGGGAGGUUGAAGUCAAGGAGCAGAUGGCAGCGCUGCUGCAGUGCUGUGUGAGUGUGGGAGCCCACACCCCUCCCUCUCCUCCCCUUCCGCCUCCGCCUCUCCUCCUCCUCGUCCCCUUGGGAUCCGAUGCAGCAGCAGAGAUGCAUGAGAAGGGAGCAGCGCUAGACUCAAUCACUCCCCAUCUGCGCUCCUCCCUCGGCCUAUCAAACCCUAACGCCGCCCCCUCGCAAGCGCAAUCAUCCCGCGUUUCUUCGGCCGCUACACCCCAAGGGGUGUCCCUCUCGGGUCUAUUGAGUCAACUCCCUCCCCCCAUGUCCACCCCGCCUGUGGUUGACCCGGUCAACGCGAGUCAACGCAGUGCCGAGGCGCUUGACUGUGCGCUGCAGCUGCUGCAGGUGUGGGCUGCAAGGAAGUUUCUUGCGAUGAAGGCCAGAGAAGCGGUGGAGGAGAGGCAGCAAGGAGAGAAAGAAAGAGGGAAAGAGCAAGAAGGAGGGCGAGAGGGCGAGGGGUUGCUGUUGGCACGUGUUGCUGUUGCAAUCUCCCUGGUAAGAUAUGCAGCCUGCAACAGACAGCCAGGUGUUUCCUCAGGUGUGGCUUCAGGUGCUGACGGUCCUUCUCCUCCUGUUUCAUCCCCUCUACAGUCUGAUUCGUUAUCCUCUUCUGUAUACGCAGCCACUUUAGAAGCUGUUGGUAGUGUUUUGAAGGAGCUGUUAUGGGGAGAAGGCAAGGAUGCGAGCGAUUUGGGACUUAGUAUGGGAGAUGCUUAUAAGGAGUAUGAGAUGCUGGUUGAGCUAGUGGUGGUGUGUGUGUGGGCGCUGGCAGAAACAGGGGGGGCAGAGGGAUACUGCCAAACGGAGCCGCCCAGCCUGCACGAGCAGCAGGCUAACACCCAGGCAACGGGCGGCACUGGUGGUGUUUUCCAGUCCCAGCUGGCAACGGGCGGCACUGGUGGUGGUGGUGGUGCAGUUGCUCUUUCUCGCACCCCAUCUUUUCCUCCUAAUCACCCCGAAGAGGCUCGGCAGCUAGAGCAGGCUCGGCAAACCCUGGACCUCCUGCCUCGGAACGUGCCUCUUGCCCGAACCUACCUACACCUCCUGUUUGGUAACAUCCUCCCGAACGUGCUCCAAGCCACGGCUGCUGCAACGGCUGCAGCUUCGGAAGCUGCUUCGAAGCCAAAGCCGAAGCAGAAAGGGAGGUCCGGCGAAGGUACCGAGCCUGUUACACUACCACCGACCGUCAACCCGUCCCAACUGACCCAUGCGGUUACCGUGUUACUAACGGCGUUGCAGCAGGGGGGAGGGGGGGUGGGAGCAGCAGCAGGGGGGGCGGGGUCGGGUCAUCCUGGCUGGGAGGCGGAAUGGACGGUGCUAAUCGACGUUGUGGAUGUGAUCAUGGUGAAUCGGACGGCUGCGUGCGCGAUGGCUCGUGUGGCUGUGGCUAUCCACCCUCUGUCGAAGCAACUGCAGGAUAGAGAGGCAAAGCUCAACCCAAAAGCAACACAGAAGAGGGAGAAAGCCCAAGCCCAUCCCACCAACCGUUAUGCAGGGCAACACACCGAUUGUGGAGGAGAUGGGCCAGAAGCACCCACUUAUGGACGGGGUCAUUCUUGA